Tuber aestivum (summer truffle) is the source of this 1310-nucleotide messenger RNA. The record is from the annotation of a GenBank genome assembly. Lineage: Eukaryota; Fungi; Ascomycota; Pezizomycetes; Pezizales; Tuberaceae.
AUGAAGGAUAACCGCUGGAACACCGUUGCUUUUCUACUCCUGCGCACAUCACAGCUCGUGCUGGGGGUGAUCAUACUAGGAAUAACCGCUUACUUCGUAGCUAAUUACGACGAAUGGUAUCUCCCUUACCCUCACCUCUCAUCAAACAGAACAAUACCUAACCGCAAGAAUAGGUACGUGGGCUUCACCCUCGCUGUCGGCGGCUUAACCCUAGCUUGGAUAGCCGCAGCCCUAAGUCUCUUUUACACGAACAACCUUUUCCCUCUCGCCACGAUCAUCGUGGACGUGCUCCUAGCAAUAGCCUACAUCGUCUCCAUCGCGACAAUCGCAGAUGACAACCCCGACACCAUCACCGGCUCCUGCACCUACUACAGUUAUUGGACCUCAUACACAUACGUUUCCAAGGACUGCAAUACACUGAAGGGCCUAUUUGGCAUUCUGAUCCUGGAGAUGUUGACGUUUAUCGGAGCGAUUAUCUGGGACGGCAUAGUCCUGUACCAGAAUCGCGAUGGGGGGCCUGGGGAUACGGAAGCCGCUCCGCAGAAUCCCAUGCACGGUGGUGGGCAGAUGGCCCCGGCAGGGGGAAUGUAUGGGAUGCCAAAGCCCAUGAUGGGCGCGACAAACGGCGAAAAUUAUGGGCCGCAGACCUUUUUGCCACAGUACCAGCCGACGAAUUCCCCGAUUUAUCCGGCUCAGGUUGCAUCACCGACUUCCCCGUAUGGCGCUUACGCGCCGCCACCAACCAUGCCGCAGCAGGCCGUCAUGAUGCCGCAUCACCAACAUCAGCAAAUCCACCAGGUUCAGCAGCAGCAACACCAGCACCAACAACAGUCCCCGCAUCAGCACCAGGAGCAGAAGCAGCCUUCGGAGUUGGGUGGAGUGUAUUGAUGGAAUCUCCCUUUGUUGUGAUUUUACGACUUUUUGCUCACGAAAAAGGUUGGGUUUCGUUAUUUUCGUCCUGUGUGUCACAUUUUUCACCCGUCAGGUUUUUGGCCUGUGCGGCUAUUUUGCUUCCUGAGAUUCAUGAUAAUGCGGCUGUUUGUUUGCUUGUCCCGUUUGCUUUCCUGUCAGAUUUCGCGCGCGUUGUGGGGUGACUGGUUGUGUUUGCUUAAAAAGGCUCGAAUCAGCUUUAGUCUGACUCUGUCUGAGUAUCACUAUAUGCCUGUUCCCGGGUUGAGAACCUCUCUUUCCUCUACGGGGUUGAUCCCGGUGGCUGGGGUCAUAGGUGGUCACCCAUUGUAAUCAGUUUACCCACUAAUUUAGCUCUGGGUGGUGGUGGAACGGUACAGUAGCAAUCUGAUAAACUAUCA